Messenger RNA from Chilo suppressalis (striped riceborer), 1257 nucleotides. Lineage: Eukaryota; Metazoa; Arthropoda; Insecta; Lepidoptera; Crambidae. The record is from the annotation of a GenBank genome assembly.
UUCAUCUUGAUUUACAAAGGAUUUUAAUUUACCAUAAUAUACACAUAAUGGCUUUAGUUGCUUACGAUUACAGUGAUUCCAGUGACGUAGAAGAAAAUGCAACUGAGGAAACCAAAAAAAUCGAACAUGAGCAUUCGGAAACAGAGAGUCUUUCUGAACCUAAACUUUAUACACAACCUCAUGCAUCCAAUGUAUGUAAUAUCUUGUUCAAUCUUCUCCCACAACCAGCCAAAACAAAUGCAAUAGAGGAAGAUGAAGAUGAGUUCUUGCAUAAAAAAGGAGUUUCUAAUAUUAUAAAACCCAAGGCCAAAAUCACAGUUCCAUCACCGAGUGAUUUCAAAGAUAUAGAAGACAAUGUGCCAAAACCAAAAGUGGCUAGUGGGAAAAAAUCUGGUCUGUUAAGUAUGCUGCCACAACCUAAACAUUCUGUUUCUAUCAUGUCUACAACAAAGUCGUUUGUUCCUCACGUGUUGACAAAAAAACCAGCUAGUACAAUCAAAAAACAGCCAUUGCCAUCACCAAGCAGUAAAACAAAAUCUCUAUCAAAAGAUUACUCUGAUGAAAGUGAUGAUGAAGAAGUACAGAAUGAUUUCUUUUCUAUACAUAAAACUGAAAUGACUGUUGAAGACAUACCACUAGAUACAAACAAACAAGACAAGGGUGUCAUCAAUACAAGUAUAGCAAAUAACAAAAAACAAACAUCUAAUAUACUAUCUUAUUUCAAACAAGAUGAAGUUGAAGACACUGAAGCAUUACAAACUAAUGUGAUAAAUCAUGAAGAGCAAAGGCAUUAUCAAAGUUAUGAAAAUUCUAACCAUGAAAGUGAUUUGAAUGUGCAACCUUCAGAAGAGAUUGCAAUUGAUGAUGAAGCAAUCAUAAAAUUAUGUGGAACUCGUGGCAAGAGGAAGAGGGAAGAAAUUCAAAUUGUGAAUAUAAAUCAGAAAGAAGUGCUGGCUGAUGCUAAAGACUGGCUUCUUAAAGGUCUUAUGGAUGACACCAGCAAAAGAAUGUCAGUAAGUAAAAGAAGAGGAGAUGAACCCACAAGCCAACAAAAACGGAAACAUCAAAUCACUUACCUUGCUCACCAGGCUAAAGCUAAUGAAGCAGAACUACAAAAUCAAUGGGCUAACAACAGAGUUUCAAAAAGACAAACACAAUCCAAGUAUGGUUUCUAAUUAUAAGAAGUAGAAGUAAAGUGAACACAAUUGUAAAUAAUUAAAAGUAAAUUAAAAUUACUAUAUGGUAUUUUAUUAUUCU